Messenger RNA from Oikopleura dioica, 6255 nucleotides. NCBI's taxonomy places the organism in Eukaryota, Metazoa, Chordata, Appendicularia, Copelata, Oikopleuridae. The record is from the annotation of a GenBank genome assembly.
AUGAGGUCGAUAUUCGCCCUUUUGGGCUUGGCGACCGCCUGCUCGAAGGACUCGGGGAGUCUCUUCGGCUGGACUGUCGACGAUCUCGAAGUUGAAGUAGAUAACCUCAAGACAAGAGCUGACUCUUCAGAAAACGAUAUCGCAGCUCUACGAUCUACAGUUGACUCUCUUACGAAGAGAAUCGAGGGAAUCGAAGGAUCACUCGCAUGCCCAGCUGGUUCAACUCUUGACACAUGUAAAUGCUCUGCUGGCUCUAUCUCCCUCCCAUGGGUUAACAACGGAGGAUGCGUUGACGAAUCCGCAUAUGUCUGCCAGCAAGAGAAGAAGAACUACAACAACUGGCGACUCCCUCGAACUGCCGAUGGCAAAGCUGUCACUCAGCCUUCCCAUUACAAUGUCAAGCUUCAUCUUCCCGGUCUGUACGAAGAAGAUAAAAUUGAUGGUGCGUUUCAUUUUUCUGGCGAAACCGAACCCUAUGUGAAGCCAAAAGUGUCUAGGGUAAUCUUAACUGUUGGCGGCGUUGACGUCCCUGUCACAUUUAAUCUGAACGCGGAGUACCAAUACCUGACAGUCUAUUUGGAUCACAAAAUUACUGCCGGCUCUGAAGUGAGCGCGAUUGUUCACUACGAGAAUGAAAUUCCUACUGGAACUAAAGGUCUUUAUUUGUCGCACUACACUAACCCCGCUGGACAGAAGCGAUAUCUCCUUGCAACGCAGUACGAGUCAACUGCUGCUCGAAUGACAUUCCCAUGCUUCGAUGAACCAGAUCUCAAAGCCACCUUUGAUUUUGAGAUAAGCUACAUGUACAAAGAAUAUACAGCAAUCUUCAAUAUGGAUCCAGCAGGACCACCAACACAAGUCGGGGACAGAUACACCGUCAAAUAUCAGCGAACAAUGAAGCUUCCGACGUAUCUCCUUGCCAUGCUCAUUUCCGACUUCAAUCUUGAAUCUUCGGGCGUAAGCGCUGAUGGAGUCAAAGUUCGAAUUCUCGGUCGACCUGAGUGGGCAAAUGAGACAAAAUGGGCUUUGGAAGAUACUCUCGCAGUCGUUGAUGGUCUUUCCGAAAAAUUCGGCUACAAGUAUUGCGAUUCUUUCCCAGGAUCAGCUGGGGCUAACGGUAACUGCAAGUCGGAUCAAGCCAGUAUUCCUCAAUUCGGUGCUGGUGCAAUGGAAAACUGGGGUCUUAUUACUUACAGAGAAUAUUACAUGCAUAUUGAUCAAGCUCGUGAUCCCUUCCGAAGAAAGUACUACUCUACAUCUAUCAUCGGUCACGAGCUCAUCCAUCAGUGGUUCGGUAAUUUGGUAACAUGCCCUUGGUGGGAUGAAAUUUACAUCAACGAGGCUUUUGGGUCAAUCGGUGGCUAUCUUGGAUUAAUUUAUUCGAAGAGCCACGAAAAGAUCAACUACCAGUGGGAAGACGAGUACUUGAUCGAUGAAGGUUACAGAGGCAUGUACACUGACGGAACCGCUCUCUCCCGACCGAUGGUGAAUAAUGUCAACAAUGGCGAGCUCAAGGUUGAGACUCCCCAAGAGUGCUCCAAUCAAUUCGACAAUAUCGCCUAUCCAAAAUCUGGAAGCGUCAUGCUCAUGAUUCGAGCUGUUCUUGGUGAUGAUCUCUGGACAGAAGGACUUCGAAACUACCUACAAAUGAUGAAAUUCGAUGUCUCCACUGGUGACAAUCUUUUGACUUUCUGGGAUGGCGUCGUUAAUGAUCAAGUGAAAGCAGAAAAACUCGGAGGAAUGACUCCAUCAGAGGCUUUCGAGCCGUUCUUCAAACAAAUGGGCCUUCCGGCACUUAAGAUUAACGAGUUCUACGACGAACUUGGAAACUUGAAAAUCUCCGUGUCGUCGAGUCGUUAUUUGAAUACCAAACAUAAUAAACUCCACCCCUCAAGUUCGUUUAAAUACAUCUGGAAUGUCCCGGUCGUAUUUCGGGAGAAUGGCGUCGACACCUUCCACUGGAUCAAAGCUGGUGAAACGAACCAAGUUUACGAGUUCGAUAUCUCUGAAAAUACAGUCAUUGACCCAGAGUCAAAUAUCUGGAUGAGAAUCAACUUCAACCAACAAUACAUCGACCGCGUUACCAACUUGACUGGAAAACGUCAAGCCAGAUCAAUUUCAAAAAUGAUCCGUGAUCACAUGACUUUCCUGACCGAAGAAACUCGAGAUGAGUAUGAUGUGGAUCUUGAAAAAGUACUGUCUUUGCUUGCAUUGAUCGAUCCUACUGAAGAAGUUUCGGAUAAGAAGAUAAGAUGGGGACAAUGGGCUGAGCUCUCUCAAUUAAUGAACAGCAAAGUCUGGAAUGUAUUCAUCGCUUACCUUUCAAAUGUCGACGCGGGAACAGUCGAAGAAGAUCUUUACAAGACUUUCACAGGUCAUAUUCAGAGCCUCGUCAGUUUCUGGAAGACAGAUGGUCUCUAUCCAGAUGUUCAACUUAACGAUCCUGCUGAAGACAAAUGGUAUGGAGACUGGUCAAGACUCAACCAGUUCCUACUUCCUCUUGCACGUCGAUUCGAUUCCGCUGCUUUCGCCGUUGAUGCUAUUGAUUAUAUAAGACCCGUGGUUUCUGGUUCUAAUGACUUUAUGGAGUUGUCCCCUGACUCAAGAGCUGAUUCCUUCUAUGCUGCCGUCCAAGCAGGCAAUCAGGAUACGAUUCAAUUUGCCCUUAAUAAAAUCAACGAAGCUGUUGACAAUGGAAUGGACAUCAAUUACAUCAGAUUGUGCAGAAGUACUGACAGCGCUAGCUCUGUAUCCGUCGGCCUCUACACUGGCGACUGCCGAGAAAAUGUUUACUUUAUCGCGUUGAGUUUCUCAAAGGAUAUCACAACUGUUGCUGAUAUCGCGUCAAAACUGCCCAAAGAUCUCGUUGGAUAUUACUACAUCAAUGUUGCUGCGCGAGAUGACAUGGCAGUAUCUGUUACUCGCCAUAUUCAGAGCCAGUCUGCAAUGGACAUUGAGAAAAAUUGGGUUUCAGGUCAAUUUACUAGCUUUGUCGAGACUUCUUGCAACUACUUUUCGACGAUGGAGCACAGGCAACUUCUCCGAGAAUGGUCGAACAAAGCAUGGAACGCGGAGUUCCGAAGCAGCCUGUCAGCUUCGCUCACAAUUUGCCAAAAUACAAUAACAGCUAACGAAGAGCUAAUGGAUCUUCACUACGAAUCAUUUACAAGAUUCUACUGCAAAAUGGACACUCUGAGUUGUGGCGAAGACCUCGUUGGCUCUCCUUCCUCAUAUAACUCUUGGUAUCUUCCCAAGAAUUCAAUGGGUGAAUCUCACUACAAGCCUACCCAAUACUACGUCGAUUUGAAUAUUCGAAAUUUGACAGAUGGCGCUCAAGAAGAAGGCAACUUCUACUACGAUGGUACAAGCCAGGUUGAAUUCACGAGCAGCGUAGCUCUCGAUUCCAUCCACAUUCACGUGGACAAAGAGGAGCUCAUGAAAAUCACUGGAUACGUUGUAAGAGCAAAUGGAAAAGUCGUUCCCGUCCGAAAAACUGACCACAAUUCUAACCGAUUCCUUUUCUCAUUUUAUUUGGAUGCAACAAUUCCUGCUGAAACACCCAUUUCACUGAUCAUGAACUAUAACGUCCAGCUUACUCCUGCUACCGAAGGCCUUUACCUCAGCAAUUACGAAGACAAAAACACUGGCGAAACACUCUAUCUUCUUGCUACUCAGUUUGAAUCUACUCAUGCUAGAGAAUGUUUCCCCUGCUUUGAUGAGCCCCAGCUCAAGGCGCAAUUCAAAUUUUCGAUUGAGUUUGACCUAGGCAAAAGACAAGAUUACACUGCAAUUUAUAACAUGGAUGUUGAAAACAGCGUUGCUUUACCUAAUAAUCGCCGGAGGAACUACUACUUUAAUAGCAUGCCAAUGCCGACCUACUUGAUCGCCAUUCUUGUUAGCCCAUUCAAUACAGAGUCAAAAGGUAUUUCUCCAGGAAUAAAUGCCGGUGUUCGUAUCCUUGGAAGACCAGAAUGGAAGGAUGAUACAACAUAUGCACUAAAUGAAGCCAAGAGUAUAGUCGAUAAUUUCUCAAAUUAUUUCGACUGGGACUAUUGCCACGCUUUCAAAGAAAAUCCUCAGAAUGAUGCUCUUGGAGAGCUUAUCUGUAAAACAGAUCAAACCGGAAUCCCGCAGUUCCGAUCUGGUGCCAUGGAGAACUGGGGUCUCAUAACAUACCGCGAGUACUAUCUUCAUUACAACCCUCAGCGAGACAACAAUCUUGUACGAAGAACCGUCACAAGAAUCGUUGGCCACGAGCUCAUCCACCAAUGGUUUGGUAAUCUCAUUACUUGUAAAUGGUGGGAUGAGAUUUACAUCAAUGAAGCUUGGGGAUCGAUUGGAGGAUAUCUCGGUCUUCAACAAGCUGAAUCGAAUGCUAAUGUUGAAUACGAAUGGGAAGAUGAAUACCUAACGACCCAGGGAUACACCGGUUUCACUUAUGAUGGCAGAAACACAAGCCGUCCAAUGGUCAACAAUGCCAACAACGGUCUUCUUAAAGUUGAAACACCUAAUGAAAUUAGCAUUCAAUUCGAUAGUAUUGCUUACAACAAAGCUGGUAGCGUCAUGAUGAUGAUCAGAGAAGUCAUUGGCCAAGAUAAAUGGCAGAAAGGUCUCAGAAAAUAUCUGAAAGAUAAUCAAUAUACAAACCCAACUUGGAGAGAGCAGCUUCUUGCUUGGGAUCAAGUUGUUCCAGAUUUCAAAACGAAUGCAAUUUACGGCGAAAAUGAUAUCAACAAACCAGAAAAUAUCACAGAAGCUUUCAAGCCAUAUUUCUUACAAAUGGGUUAUCCUCUCUUGAAAAUUGAGAAAAAUACAGGAAACAAGUACACAAUCAAGCAUUCUCGAUUCAUGAGUAAUGAAGGAGACCUCUCUAAACCAGACAGUGACUUUGGCUACCAGUGGAACGUUCCGGUCAUUUACACGAAUUCAGCAGGUGGUGAUAGAAAAAUUCAAUGGAUAAAAACAGCGUGUAAAGAAACCAUUACAACUUUGACCCUCUUUGAAAACGCUAUCAUCGAUCCCAAUGCUAAUACAUGGCUUCGAAUCAAAUUCUCUGAUGCUAUCCUCUCUGACUAUGCCAAAAACGACCAAGUAAACAAGCGUCAAGCCGCAAAAAUUGCCCAAGAUGCUUACCAAAUGGCUGUUUCGCCACGAUACAACGGAGUCGUCAAAUAUGCAGAUGUUAUGCAGGCAACAAAGCUUUUUGCCAAGUUCCCAGCUGAAAAGCAAAACUGGAUCGUUUACCGAGAAAUGACCUACUUGAAUACUUUUGCUUCUCGCCUAGUUGCUGCAACAAUGGACGAAGACUCAACUACCGGCCAGGCAGAAUUCGCAGAGGCUUUUAGAAGCUACAUGUUUGACCUGGCGAAUAACAAUGCUAUCCAUGAUCCAUUAGACGAUUACAACGUUAAUGCAGAACGAUGUUACCCUGAUGAAGAUGAAGGCCAUGCCCGUGAUGAGUCGAAGGCACGAAUGGCUCCAUAUGUAACGCAAACGCAACUCUACUACGCUCCAACUAGUGAAACUUUCUUUGAUCAAGCAGAACGACUGGCCAAUAAGCUUGUUAAUGGAGCACUUCCAUUCUUGGAGCAAUCUGCUGAUACAAGACCGGACACUUUUAUCGGUGCAGUCAUCAAAGAAGAAUCGGCUUUUAUAAACGACCCUGUUGAUGCCCCUGUUAUAAACCAUUUUGUCAACGAGCUUCAAUCUCAGACUAAUACUGACUUCAAAUGCUCAAGUACUCAAUUGAGCUACCCACUCUACAGUACUCAAAAGAAUCUCAAUUGUGAGCUUCAUCGAUACUGGAACGCUCUACUGUCCAUUCGAACAAGAAAUGGCUAUUACAAGCUUUACAAAAUGCUACCGGUCGAACUUCAGCCAGUUUAUACUGUGGACGCAGCGGCAAACAAGUAUCUUUACCGUUUCAUUGUUGAUUCUUUUGCAACUAAAAAGACAACACAAGAAGUAAAAGAUUACCUACAAACUCCUGGACGGCUUAACAGUCUGAUUUCGAAUUCGUGUUCUUACAUGACCAUUCAAUCCGACUACGAUCUUCAAAAUAGCUGGUCAGACGAAUUACUUGACUGGACCGAUGAUUCUGGAGUCAAUAUCAGAGAAACACGUGAUAAUUGCUUGCUCAACAUUCUCAGUCGAGCAUCAAGCUUCGAGCAAGACUACAUAAGUGUCCGAGAAUGGCUUCGAGCAGAAACUUCAGCAACCUGGGGAACUGACACAAUUCAAUUCGCAAAACCUUGA